AUGGAUGUUGAGGAGAAGGAUAUAAUUGGUGAUUCUGGAGGGCUAUUUGCAGAGCCGGAGGAUUUUUAUGGGUCGCAGCCGGAAUGCCAUUUUACAAAAUAUGUCAGAGAAGAAAUCAGUGAAAGUUCGAAGAGUAAAGUCAAGGAGGUUGCUGUACGUUUAGUUGGUUCUUCGCCCUUAUGGGGCCAUAUUUUGUGGAAUUCUGGGAUAUACACAGCCAAACAUCUGGAUAAGCAUGUUGAAGAAUGCAAGAAUAAAUGUGUUUUGGAAUUGGGGGCCGCUGGGGCAUUACCUUCGUUAAUUUCAGGGUUAAUUGGAGCGAAUAAGGUUGUAUGCACUGAUUAUCCAGAUGCAGAUUUGAUCAGUAACAUGCAGUAUAAUGUGGAUCAUGCACUUUAUUCGGGAGAGAGUUUGUCACGUGACAGUAUGCUUCUUAAGAAACAAUUGGGAGAACGGAAUGUCAUUGUUGAAGGUUAUAUUUGGGGCAAUGAUUAUUCUAAUUUGGUUAAACAUCUUCCAGGAGGUCAAAAUAAGUUUGAUUUAAUAAUUUUGAGCGAUCUUGUGUUCAACCAUACGGAACAUCAUAAGUUGUUGCGCACAACUAAAGACUUAUUGGCGGACGACGGUAAAGCACUUGUGGUAUUUUCUCCACAUAGGCCAUGGUUGUUAGAGAAAGAUCUUGGAUUCUUUGAGACAGCGAAAGAGUAUAGUUUGAAGUCUGAAUUAAUUGAGAUUGCACAUUGGAGACCAAUGUUUGAACAGGAUCCCGGUUCUGAGGAGAUCAGAUCUAGAGUAUAUGCCUAUUACUUGAUACAUGAUACUUGA
Messenger RNA from Eremothecium cymbalariae DBVPG#7215, 825 nucleotides. RefSeq names its product S-adenosylmethionine-dependent methyltransferase (gene NNT1). Gene Ontology annotation, molecular function: protein-lysine N-methyltransferase activity. The record is from RefSeq and is a predicted model, not a curated record. The transcript has a single exon. Lineage: Eukaryota; Fungi; Ascomycota; Saccharomycetes; Saccharomycetales; Saccharomycetaceae. Gene Ontology annotation, biological process: peptidyl-lysine dimethylation. Bases 1 to 825 code for a protein of 274 amino acids.